Molecule: messenger RNA, 1992 nt
Organism: Peniophora sp. CBMAI 1063
Lineage: Eukaryota; Fungi; Basidiomycota; Agaricomycetes; Russulales; Peniophoraceae
Source: the annotation of a GenBank genome assembly
AUGGCUUCGCCCAGUCCCCAGACGAGUCUGAGCCCGACUCCAUCCAGCUCUCAAGCUACACCAUCUAGCUCACGCCCUUCACUGAGUGCACCCAGCCUUCAUGCUCGUAGCCGCUCCGCUUCUCCGUCGAGUUCCGACCGACUAUUCACCCCAUUCAAGGAGAUGAUAUCUGGCGGCGAAGGGUCACGUUCUUUGGGAGUGGCAUCGGCUGGGUUAGGAGCGUUGAGGGAUGUGUUAGAGGCAGUUGAUACGCUCCCAUUCGUGAAAUAUCUCGCGUCUGUGGGAGUGCAACUCUUACAAUAUGUUAUCGAGAUGCAAAUCACGAACGACAUGUUCAAGAACCUUGCAAUGCGCGCGAAGGACGUGAUCGUAGCCGUAGCGCGCUCUUGUGACGGCCUACAAUCCCUGGCCUUUCAACUAGAGAGUGACCUUCGUCAACUCACCAGUACUAUGGACUCUAUUCUUGCCUUCGCUGCUGAGAAAGCAUCGCGAGGUACCUUGCGAAAACUAUGGAACAAGUCUGAAGACGUCGCAAUGGUCAAGGCACUCGACAUACAACUGACACAUUCAUUCAACAUCUUCCAGAUUCAGUCGGAUGUUGUUACUCGCAGGCAACAAGAAUUAAUGAUAACGCAGCUCGCAAACUUGACUGCGUCACCACCGCUGAGUCCUCCGCGAACGGAACCAGGUCGGGACGUGGAUCGCCCCUCAAGCAUCAAGGAAGGCAUCUAUCUCAUUCGGAACGUUGCUAGUAAGAAAGUCCUGGAGAUCGAGGACUUCAAGCCUUUCGGCCACGUCCUCGCAGUCCACGCGUUUAUGGUUCCUUACUCCGAGAGCCCAUCACAGGCUCAGCUGUGGUUGAUACAGAAGAGCGCCAACAAGGAUCUCGAGUUCACCAUUCAUAGCCUUGCCACGGGUUAUGCUCUCAACAUUGUCUAUAACUCGGAUCGGGAAGGCGCUAAGGUCGGAGGGUAUCCCUGGGAGCCUGGUCAGGGUAAUGGGAUAUGGUCUUUCUGGGGAGCUGGACUGGGGGAGUCGAGCGACUACUGUACCAUACGGAGUACGGGAUUGCCAACAGUUCUCGACGGCGUAUGCCCGAGAACCACAAAUGCGCAAUGCAACGACCUGCAUGCCACCCGCAUUGCAGAUGCAGGAUCCAGUGUCUCGCAACAAUGGCGACUCAUACCUGUUUCUUUCUCGCCGAGCCCGAGUUCCUCCCUGCAUGCGACACCAAAUACGGUCUCUCCGUUCCCUCGGCGCCAGUUGAUGUUGCAAAACGUACAAACAGGGUUGUUUGCAACUCGGACUGAGACUCUCGAGGGACCUAAUGUCGUCUUAUCGACAUCGUCGCCUACCAAUAGCACUUGGUCCUUCCUAUACAUCGACACCAUUCGUCGUGAUCGUUUUGCUAUUCUCAGUUGCGUAGCCCGUCCGUUCACUGUUGAUCACUGGGGCGGACAAUACAUCAAUCUAGCGAGAUAUCGGCCAGAGAAUCCCUACCACAAGUGGAUAGCAAUUCCUCGCGAUGGCGCUUUCCUUCUCAAGAACAACAUUACCGACGCACUCCUAGCAGCGCGCUCAGGUGUUGUUGACACACUCUCGCUUAGUGCGCGCGACAAUCCAGCCUGUCACUGGCGGCUCAUAGAUGCGACGACGAACGAGCACAUUCGUAUAUUGUACGACUCUGCGCUGUCCAUAGUUCCACCCGAACUUGCAGGCCCUUCCAGAGCGCCCUCACAGCAUCUACCAGUGUCGACAUCGCCCACUCUACGAACUGGGGAUGCAUCGCCGGAGCUAGGACGUGCCCUCCUGAACAACUUCAAGCGGGAGCAUGCAACCAUCCGCACCAUGUUAGAGGAAGGGUAUCAGGGAAUUGUCUACGCGCCUCGGGUCAUAUCUGGCUGGAGGAAAGGGGAGGUAAGGUCAGUGAGGAUCGAGGACGACGAUUCUGAGUUCAAGUGGUCGUCGAAGAAGUUUGAGCCGUGCUCAUGA